This is a messenger RNA of Astrephomene gubernaculifera, 2392 nucleotides long. Lineage: Eukaryota; Viridiplantae; Chlorophyta; Chlorophyceae; Chlamydomonadales; Astrephomenaceae. The record is from the annotation of a GenBank genome assembly.
UACUCAAGUCUUGAUGUGGCACGUGUCUUUGAGCGGUGCACGGACGCCCCCCUUUCCACAAUACCUGGCCAUUAUGACAAACAGCCAUAAUGCAUAUGGCACUUCCCUGAGUUUCGUAUGGCAUAUCUCCGAUAUUAAAACAAACUCGUAGCUGUCCUUCGAUGCCAUCAAGCUCAACCAUGGGCCUGAUGGGCUCUGCAGCGACUGACGCCCGUAGGCAAGUGUGCGCCAGUGGCGGACAUGGUCAGCGUUUCGCAGCAUUGCAUGGCUGCACCAGUCAAGCCAGCCGCAGAAGGACUGGCUGCUGGCUUACUAGCAGCUGCCUGUACGUCCUGUUAGGGACGACUGACAUGGCCCCAGCUGUGGCGUGGGGACACCCUGCAAUUGCUAGGACAUGGUGCAUGAAAUAAUGCGCUUUUAUAGGCGUUGGAUCCUUCUAUGGCUGAUUGUGCUAGCGGUUCGCCCUGUUCUCGUGGCAAAUGUGUGGUCUCACUUGGGUACUCGCCAGUACUGAAGAGGAAUCUAUGGACAAAGUCUGCUCCUCCCAGUGAGGCGCAGUUCCAAGCGGUAGCAAGCCCGGUUGUCAAGGGUGACAGCCACAGUGAAAUUGUUUACAGCACCUAGUAUUGUUGUUAACAGGGAAUGCAUACAUCAUUAUUAUAAGGAUGACUUACAAAGAUUCGGCGAAAAUGGGUUAACAGCAUGACACUUCAGUGCACAUGCGAAUUACCGGUAAUUUCUAUGCUGGCUUUGCAAACGGAAAAAUAGCUAUCUUUAUAGACAUGUGUUGGAUGCAAUAGCUAGCUUUAGAUUUCUUCUUCUCGUCCUGCGGAGUGAAGCGGCGGUAAUGGAAAGGUACCAAGCGUUUAACGGCCACGGCAAAGGGUCGCCAUUAACUUCUUAUAAUUUCUGUGCAGAGUGUUUGUGAAAUGCAGCGAUGGUGAAAAGCCAUGGGAAGGCCAGGUGCAGUUAGUCGUUGAGAACUAAACAGGCGGGUGUGAAACCUUUGUAGGACCACCAACCGACUUUUGACACGCUAUAGUCAUAAAACGUCUGCAUCUUAUAUCUCGCUCAUCCUUGUCAUCCUCAUUUCAAACGCAGUCCCCGAAGUUCAUUGUGGCAACUAGACAAAGGGGCCGUUCCUCGCAUACAGGUUCACGGUUUAAGUGCCUUAAUGUUAUUUCCUCUCUGAUACUGCUGUCAAGCUCCUGUGACCUUUAUCCUCCGGGGACGUACCGUUGUUAAGCAAUGACACUACCUUCGGCCCCAAAGCGGGGGCAAUCCAUUGGCGGCUAGACGCGUCUGUAACGUUACUCAGACGUGCGAGCUGCGACGCUAAGGAGGUGCAGAUGCGACUUUGGCGCCUUAGACUCGAAAACGGCCUUGCAAGCAGAAGAGCGAACAGCAGCACUACUACGCCGCAAGUCCUAGAGGCACAAGCGGACAUAUGCCUGGCACUGCGGAGGCUUGCAUAGAUCCAGGAACCCUUCCCCCGCCGGCUAAGAAGAACAACAGCACCAGCGUUCAACGGGGGGCUCCCUUCCGUCGAGCCCUCACCAUGCAACAACAACAGCAGCACCCCCAUCACCAGGCUGCCAGUUCCGAGCCCCCAGCAGCGCAAAGGCAGCGUGGGCACUCAUUCAACGCGGUCACGGCUGUCGCGACCGUGAUGCCGGCUGCAGGCCUUGUCAUGCCGCCGUACCCGGUCCCGCACAGCAACAUCCCGUACGGCAGGUCCCCAGUAGAAAUGCAGCCCCCCGGACCCCCGAACCCGCAGCAGCCCCUAUCAGCGGCUGCGUUGCCCGGCCUCGCGGUAGCCCCGUCCCCCUUCUUUACUCCGCAAGACCCUGGCAUGAACGGCGUUAAUGAGCAAGCAACGGCCCACAACAGCUCAAACGACGCUCCAAUGGGACAACCGUCCGGCAGCAAACUCUGUUGGGACCAGCAGCAGCAGCAACACCCUGAGCAACAGCGCCAACCUGGAAAGCAACAUGCAGGGGGGGUUUCCUGGGCUGCUUUCAGGGCCUCCCAGACGUACGGCACUGCAGCAGAGCCAUCCGGAUCUGGAACCGGAUUCGGAUCCAGCGGCGCAGUUCCCUUGCCCCUACUGGCCACCGCGCUGUCCGCCUGUCAGCCCGCGCUGUUAUCCGGCGGAACCGGUUUCGGAGGCGCCUGGGUUGAUUGUCAUGAGGAAGGGGACGAGGCUGAGGGUGGAUAUGCUCAACAUGGCAACAUGUGCGGCGAGGAAGAAGGAAAUGACGAUGACGAUGAGAUAGCUGUUGUCGCUCUUCCCUCCCUGGAGAGGUUGCGACGGACUUCCGUUGCGCUUCUCCGGCAGUCGCUGGCGCUGGUGGCGCGGGUGUGCAGCGGGGAGGUCCCUCCGGUAGCUGGG